Molecule: messenger RNA, 795 nt
Organism: Phytophthora nicotianae INRA-310
Lineage: Eukaryota; Oomycota; Peronosporomycetes; Peronosporales; Peronosporaceae
Exons: 1
Coding region: 1-795 (264 amino acids)
Source: RefSeq, a predicted model, not a curated record
AUGACAGCUUCAUCAAUCAAUCGAAAUGUCAAGCAGGUUGGUGCGGUCACGGUGGCAUGCCUUGCUGCGGUCAACGACUAUCAACGCUGGAUGGGCGGAGUUGACGUGCAUGAUCAACUCCGCCUGCAGACGUUCUCGCUGCAAACAUCUACCAGGUUUUCCAAGUGCUACAGAAGCUUGUUCUUGGGGUUCGUCGACUUAGCGCUGAUGAACGCGUACAUAUCUUACAAGGAGACAGCUCGGCUUGCCGGGACAACAGCGAUGAAUCGCGGCGAGUGGUUUUGCGUCCUGCAAAAUCAACUUUUGCAGCUCAAAGCGGACGACUUUGCUGGUGUAGUGGUUACGCCGCCGCCAAGCAAUCAGAAGCGUAGACGUGCGCCCGUUCGGUUGACGCACGAGCUGGAGCAGUCGGAGGAUUGGGUGACUGUAAGUGGAGUUCAAAAGAGGCGUCAGAGGUCUUGUAAGGUCUGCGCACUCCUGAGGACCAACCCGAAGAAGAAAUCAUUCGCUACAACUUACUUCUGUGAGCGCUGCUCCGUCGACAACGCCAAGUGCUGGCUGUGUAACAAGCUGCGGCAUACUUACAAGAGCGAAGCGAAGACGUGCUUCGCUAUUUGGCACGAUGACUUUGACUGUGGCCAAAGUAUUCCUGUGGCUCUGGGCAAGAAGGUGGUCCUUCGCCGCCCUGGUAAGAAGGCGGGUGAACGGAAGAAGACGCGACGCGAGUUGGAGCUUCGUGGCGACGAUGCUGAUGACGAGGGAACGGGAAUCGUAGUGGGCAGUGACGAGGAUUAG